AUGGGAGAAAAGAGGCGAGAAAGGAUGAUGCGGCAGCACCUACGAAUAGAACGGGUCUAUAUACGUCUGGCGCUGAGUGGAUCUCGCCUGGAGGCGAAAGAGCCAACGUUGGUCACGAGUGGGGAAGAGCGGCAGUUGAAGCGAACUCAAUGCUGUCUUGGCCACGCACCUCGCUCCACAUCGGGAAAAAGCACAACGGCAGGAGGGCAUGGACCAAGCGUGUCACGCACAUAUGCACGGCAGUCUCGGAAAGUGCCAGUAGGGAAGAGAGAGCAGCGAGGCGGGGCGGUCCAGAAGCGAGAUGCCAAGCAGGACGCCAGCAGCCAGAAAGACAUCCAACCAGCCUCAGUCACCGUCACCGUCACCGACGCCGUCGGCGCUGAGUGGAAAUGGAGUUACGGCCUUUGUCUGUUUGAAAUGGCUGUCUCGGUCCAUCGGCCAAGCGCUCCGAUCUGGCUCACAUUCCUUCUUCUCUCCUUCUUCGUUCCUUCCUUCUCCCUCUCAGAGUGCGUCUGCGAGCUCUCGCUGCUUGCACACCUCUUUCUCUUCGUGCAUGCUCUGAUUGGCGUAGACGUCGAUCAUCAAACCGUGCCACCCGAGUACAAUAACAAGGCUGCUAGGCAUUGA
Molecule: messenger RNA, 627 nt
Organism: Pseudozyma hubeiensis SY62
Lineage: Eukaryota; Fungi; Basidiomycota; Ustilaginomycetes; Ustilaginales; Ustilaginaceae
Exons: 1
Coding region: 1-627 (208 amino acids)
Source: RefSeq, a predicted model, not a curated record